AUGGCAUCGCAGGCGAUCGAGGUGAACAGGGAGGGCGCGGAGGUGUACCGUGGUGCGGCGUUGUGCGCAGAGAAGGCGAUGGAGCUGCUGGCCGAGACCAACAUGCCGCUGGCGGACAUCGAGGAGGUCGGCUACAACCGCUCCACGGGUUUCGUGUGGCUGCGCCAGAGGAAGGCGCUCACGCACACCACCGAGGUGACGGCCUUGGUCGAGGACCGCAAGAUGAAGUGCAUCACGGGGGUCAAGAGCAAGGAGCCCCUCGUCUGGGUCACCGUCUGCGACAUGUACAUCGACAAGAACGACCACUCAAAGAUCACGUUCAAGACGCCCACCGGACUGGGAAGUGUUAGCAAAUAA
Molecule: messenger RNA, 357 nt
Organism: Triticum turgidum subsp. durum (durum wheat)
Lineage: Eukaryota; Viridiplantae; Streptophyta; Magnoliopsida; Poales; Poaceae
Source: the annotation of a GenBank genome assembly